This is a messenger RNA of Pseudozyma hubeiensis SY62, 3678 nucleotides long. RefSeq lists its product as hypothetical. Gene Ontology annotation, cellular component: MOZ/MORF histone acetyltransferase complex. Bases 1 to 3678 code for a protein of 1225 amino acids. Gene Ontology annotation, biological process: regulation of transcription by RNA polymerase II. NCBI's taxonomy places the organism in Eukaryota, Fungi, Basidiomycota, Ustilaginomycetes, Ustilaginales, Ustilaginaceae. The transcript has a single exon. The record is from RefSeq and is a predicted model, not a curated record. Gene Ontology annotation, molecular function: protein binding.
AUGCCCGGCAUACCUUCCAAGCCAAACAACAUACCCUUGGCCUCGUCACUUCCCAAGGUCAGCUUCCGCAAAGUACCGCCAGACGAGGCGCUCAUCUUUCACAUACCGCCUGGAAUCAUCGACGUACAUACUCUACCGUUCGGCUUCAACGAUGGCUCCGACUACGAAAAGCCACACCACUACAUUCGCUAUCUCGAACCCAUCGAGGGCGACCUCAAGCGCCAGGUCGAAUAUGACAUGGACGAGCAGGACCAAGAGUGGCUCGAUGCGCUCAAUCAUGACAGGCGCAAAGACGGUCUCGAUACCAUAUCGUACGAGGUCUUUGAGAUCAUCCUCGACCAGCUCGAAAAGGAAUGGUUCGAUCUCAUGAAGCGCGUUCCGCCAAAAGCACGCCAUGGCGCAGCGGCCGACCUUACAGGAGACGGUGCAGAUGCCCAAGACGCCGACUCUGACGGUGGCGAAGACAGCAAGUGCGCCAUCUGCGACGAUGGUGAGUGUGAGAACUCGAACGCCAUUGUCUUUUGCGACGGUUGCAAUCUCGCCGUGCAUCAGGACUGCUACGGAAUCCCAUACAUCCCUGAGGGUCAGUGGCUCUGUCGCAAAUGCACCGUCUCGCCCGACCGUGCUGUCUCGUGCAUCCUCUGCCCUCACGAAGGAGGUGCUUUCAAACAGACCACCACCGGCAAAUGGGCUCACCUUCUAUGUGCAAUGUGGAUCCCUGAAACCGGCGUAAGCAAUCCUGUCUACAUGGAGCCUAUCGAUAGCGUCGAACGCAUUCCAAAGGCAAGGUGGAAGCUUCAGUGUUACCUGUGUAGGUACAAGAUGGGUGCCUGUAUACAAUGCGACAAUCGUUCCUGCUUCACGGCGUUUCACGUCACCUGCGCUCGCAAGGCCGGCCUUCUCUUCCGCACAGAACGCACGCGCGUCUCGCAUCACCUCUACGACGACUCCGACAACAGCGACGACGAAGGCUCCGAGGUGCUGCGCGCCUGUUGCCAUCGGCACAUGCCUCCGAACAUGAGGCAUCAGUUCAAGAUCGACUUCGGCCGCCAAGCUGCUGCGGACGACGAUCGUUCCGAGACCUCCUAUCGUACGUCGCCUUUCGUCUCCUCCCGCACCCGCGAGCUCUCGGUCGAGUUUGGCGUGGGAGCGCCACUGAUAUCCGUCAGUCGUCGAAGCUCCCUUGUCGGCAGCCAUGACAGCGCAUCAGCUACCAACGAUGCCCGCAGCACGUCCAAGUCGGCUCGUGCGUAUAAGAAAAGUUUCAAAGCGGGGCCUCCACUCGUCCCUGCCUACAUUGCCAACCGCGUGCUCGAGUACAUCACCAAGGUUCAUCUUCGCAAGAAGGCCACCGCCGUUCAAAUUAUCGCUCGCUACUGGUCGCUCAAGCGCGAGGCCCGUCGGGGUGCCCCUCUUCUCAAGCGUCUACACCUUGAGCCUUGGACCGCCUCCACACAGAACAAGGAGCAAACCGACGCGCAAAAGGGCAAGAAGCUUCACUUCCUCCGCAGCAUCCGUGGAGACCUCGAACGUGUGCGCAUGCUGGUUGAACAGGUCCGUAAACGCGAAAAGGAAAAGUUGCGCCAAGCACAAGAGAUCCGCAACUCGCUUGUCGAGCCCGUCUUGUUUCCUUUCCAUGCCGACCUGCGCGCUGCCGUCGCAAAGCUCGAAGCCGUCGAUCGUUAUGGCUUCUUUGCGCAGCCGGUCUCCAGGAUCGACGUGCCUGAUUACUACGACAUUGUCAAAGAGCCUAUGGACUGGACCGCCAUCAAGGACAAGAUUGCCACAAAGACGUACGAAUCGGUCGACGAGAUGCGCCAGGACGUCCUCAAGAUUGCUACCAACGCCAUGACAUACAACAAGGCAGAUACCCCCUAUCACAAAGCCGCCACCAAGAUCCUCAAGAUGAUACCCGAUGUCUUCAACGAGUUGGCAGCAAUCAAAACGUCUCAUCUCGUGCAUCACCAGCAGACCAAGGCGCAGGCAGAGGCAGCGGCGAAUCAUCAGGCACAAGAGCUGCGAUCUGAUGAGCAUCCGUCCCUCGAAUCGACUUCAGCAGACACAGCAUAUGCCGACAUUCGACAACAGCUGCUCGCUUUGGGACUCGAGCCUCCAACAAGUCUGAUCUCACUUCUACGAGACUAUCGCUUGAUGGAGGAUGCGGAGCAAACGGAUCUCAGACAGCAGGCUUACGGAACACAUCCGUUGCCUCCGACUGUGCAUGUCAAGGCAGAAGAGGACGCUCAGGCAGACGGACAGGAAGGGCAGGUAGCGACACAACGCUGCGUACCCAUUGCGCCUGUGACCAACCUCAUGGAAGACUUUAUUCGCCAGUUGUACGUGCCGCCGCCAUCAAUUACCAAUACGGCAACAGUCUCCCCCACAGCAACAACGAAUAGCAAGCAUUCGACCGUGAAGACGUCAGCAGCAGCACCAGCCGAGAAAGGGCCUGUCUCUACAGCACGCAAGCGCAAGCCUUCGGAAACGCAGCCAAAGGAGCCCGUCGAGAGGAGAACCACACGUCGGUCCAUCGCUGUCGAAGCUGCUGCCGCACCGUCAACAGCAGAUGACACAAACAAACAGCAAGCAGCCGCGGAAGCUGCCCCUGCGACUCCAGCACGCAGCAGACGCCGAAGCACGCAAAGUUCUGCACAGACAGCGCCGACCGAUGAGGCUCGUCGGCCGCUGGCCGAAGCGGAACGAGCAGAGCCGAUGAAAAAGUCGACCUCGCAGACGUCCAGCAAAACGCAAGACGGCAUGCAAGUCAAGGAAGACGUGGGUGCACACGACUCUUUCCUCUUGUUCAACACUGGCUGGGUGCUUCCCGAGGGUUCCAAGCGUCAUCGCAAUAGCGCUGCGCGACCAGAGAUGAUCGGUCAGCGGCCUCGCAAGAUCUCGGCGCCUGAGUCACCCGGUCCGUCGGCCGGUACUGGUGCUGCUGACCUGUCUAAGCUGGCAACGCCGCAGCAGCGGCCGAGGUCGCGAACCGUGCUCUCUUCGGACUAUCGCUCAACACCGGCGUCAUCCACGGCAAAGGGCAGCACGCGCAAACCAAACAGGAGGGCUAGCCAAGAUGCAAACACGGCGGCUAGUUCUCCACUCACGACGGACGAUGAAGGCGCAAUGGACGUCGCUGCUGAAUCGCCGGCAAAGUCGAGCAGGCUGAAACGGUCGCGAGCGAGGGAGGCGAGCGCUGCCGAGGCAAGUGUCAACGACAACGUUGAUGACGACACGAAGACACCUUCAUCGACACGACGCAGUGCUCGAACACGUACCGCCUCGGCGGAUCUCGCGGCUUCUCCUCCUGCUUCAAAGCGACAACGUACAGCGUCGAAAGGGUCGCCGACCAAAGCAGCCGUUGAUUUUGUGGCCAACCCUCCAGCAGCCGGUACGAAGGUAUGGGCCAAGGUGGACACUUUCCCACACUUUCCUGCGGUCGUCAUCCGAGACAGGUCCGAUCUUCCCGGAGAGAUGCUUCGAACCGAGCCUGAGGACGGACGCAUGGUGGCGGUGAGGUUCUUUGGCAAGCAGACGAGCUACGGGUGGAUCACACCGCAAAAAUUGGCUCCGUUGAUGGUGGAUGAGGGCGAGGACGAAAAGUAUCUGAGGCUUGCUGCGAAGAAGGGCAAGACGAAGCAGGUUAGAGAUGCGUAUGAGGAGGCCAAGACUCGGGAGUAG